AUUUCUCUAAUUAUGUGAAACAAUAUUCAAAGUUUAUAUCGUAAAACAAGAUAAUACGAAAAGUUGGACUACUUCAAAGCUGUGGAAGUAAUUAACUGGCUAGUGGUUACUGCGAGCGUCGGUUUUAAAGGGACGCGUAAAGUCAGAUGUUUACCAAAUAAACAUGGAGAAUACGGAGCCACAGUCAAUGAAGAAAAAUUGUACGUUUCUAUUUAAUCGUCGUAAGAUAAGAAACAUUGCGACAAGAAAGCGUAAAGGUGUCGAGGAUGAAGAUGAUAGUAGUGAUGAUGAGACUACUGUUGUUAAGAAGGAUAAGAAGCAAAAUGAUCAGAAUCCCAUGAGACAGAGCACUAAUACAAAGCGUCAGCAACGUAAAGCAGAUGAGGAUGACAGUGGUGAGGAUGAUGGAGUAACAGUAUCCUAUAAGAGCAAAAGAAUACCCAUGCCUGCUGGUCCUAGUGACCAAGGAGCCACAGCAAUACUAGAGACUGAAACUGAAGUCGACAAGGAUGCUCAGGCAUUAUUUGAAAAAGCUCAGAAGAUAAACGAAGAACUUGAAGGAAAGGAGGAUGAUAAGAUAUAUAGAGGCUUAAACAAUUACGCACAAUACUACAAGAAAAAGGAUACUGCUGCUGGCAAUGCUUCCAGUGGAAUGGUACGCAAGGGACCAAUACGUGCACCAGCUAAUCUCAGAGCGACUGUCAGAUGGGAUUAUCAGCCGGACAUUUGCAAGGAUUACAAGGAAACCGGUUUCUGUGGUUUUGGCGACAGCUGUAAAUUUCUUCACGACCGUUCCGAUUACAAACUCGGUUGGCAACUUGAAAGAGAAGCUGCUACUGGGGAAUACGAUAAUAGCGGCGACGAGGAUGAUAAGAAAUAUGAAAUAGACAGCGACGACGACAACCUUCCAUUCAAAUGUUUUAUCUGUCGUGGCAGUUUUGUGGAUCCGGUUGUUACAAAAUGCAAGCACUACUUUUGUGAGAAGUGUGCUCUGGAGCAAUACAAAAAGAGCACACGGUGUUUCAUAUGCAACGUGCAGACAAAUGGGAUGUUUAAUCCCGCUAAGGAUUUAAUGGCAAGAGCGAAGAUGGAGGAAAAGGAACGUGAAGCUGAAGAAGCUGGAACCAGCGAUUCUGAUUAAAUCGAGAAUAGAGUUUAACGCAGUUUUUCCACAUUUUCUUUCAUUUCUAUCAAUAAAUUAUCCUUUUUAAAAUAA
Messenger RNA from Cephus cinctus (wheat stem sawfly), 1216 nucleotides. RefSeq names its product RING finger protein 113A (gene mdlc). Gene Ontology annotation, cellular component: U2-type spliceosomal complex. Gene Ontology annotation, molecular function: metal ion binding. The coding region runs from base 164 to 1141 and encodes 325 amino acids. The transcript is spliced from 6 exons. Gene Ontology annotation, biological process: snoRNA splicing. The record is from RefSeq and is a predicted model, not a curated record. NCBI's taxonomy places the organism in Eukaryota, Metazoa, Arthropoda, Insecta, Hymenoptera, Cephidae.